GUCUUUGGUUUUAGAUGGUUUGCACCGACUUCAGUGGAAACAAGCAGUUCAGUGGUGCAGUUGUUUGUUGUUGAGGUCCUCCCAGAGAUCAAAGCAAUGGGUCAAACAGUCAAACAUAGUUAGUAUUGCCCUUAACAUUAGCCAGUGAUAUUUUAAUGUUAGAUGUGACAAUCAAAAGCUUCUAUUUAAUUAUAACAGCUGUACAUAUUUUUCCAUUAAUACAAAGAGUGACAAACUUCUGGUUUUGUGCAAAACAAAUCGAUCCAUUAUUCAGCUUAGUUCAGUUAUUUCAAUCGGAAAAAUAAGAAAAUAAAAGUACCUGUUGUUUUUGUGAAGUCUUUUUGGGUGAUCACAGCUUAAUGGUGUCUAGUUCAACAUGUCCAGCCUAGUAAACCAACAUUGUUCAUCCAUCGAAAGACAAGAGAUAACAAGUUAUGUUAAAGUAGUGGGCUUGUCUGUGGAGUCCAUCCUGAAAAGGUUUAUUUAGGCUUAGCAAUGUGGACCCCAACCCAUAAUCCUCCUGCAGACACACCUGUGGAGGAGAGUAUAAAGAGCCUGGGCUGAAGUGAGUCAAACAUCGAACUUCAAGGAGUCUCUCCACAGCAGCUCUCCACAGAAGCUCCAGAGCCACCCGACCCACCCUGAAGAUGGUUCCCUCUGUCAGCCUGCUGCUGCUGCUGCUUGGCCUCUCUCUGGCACAUCCUCUCAUGGAGGAAGGAAGUGAAACAGAUAGGGAUGAAGAUGACGCUAUUGACAUCACCACCAGGAUUCUGACAUCCAACAACGCCACCAAUGAGAUCCUACUGGAAGGAGACUUGUUAGCUCCCAGAACCAGAAAUGCCAUGACAUGUUGGUCCCAGAACUGCUUGUGGGGGAAAGCAUCCAACGGCCUGGUGAUGAUCCCCUUCACCAUGAGCGGUGAGUUCACCAGCUGGGAGAUUCAGAAGAUCAACUAUGCCAUGCAGGCCUUCCACAGCACAACCUGCAUCCGCUUUGUACCCCGUCAGAACGAGUAUGACUACAUUAGCAUCGAGAACAAAGCUGGAUGUUUCUCCUCUCUGGGCAGACAGGGAGGGAGACAGGUCCUCUCUCUCAACAGGCAGGGCUGCCUCUACCAUGGCAUCAUCCAGCACGAGAUCAACCACGCUCUGGGCUUCCAGCACGAGCAGACCAGGAGCGACCGCGACUACUACGUCAGGAUCAACUGGGAGAACAUCGAUCCACAGAUGGCCUACAACUUCUACAAGCAGGAUACUAACAACCUGAACACUCCGUAUGACUAUUCCUCCAUCAUGCACUACGGAAGAACAGCUUUCUCCAUCCAGUAUGGCAUGGACUCCAUCACCCCCAUCCCUGACCCCAAUGUUCAGAUUGGCCAGAGGCAGGGCAUGUCCUACUGGGACGUCAUGAGGAUCAACCUUCUCUAUGGCUGCUGACAAUAAUACUUGUGAUCUAAUGUUACCACUCAGCAAAACAAAUGUAGCUUUUUCACACUACAUGUAGUUUAUGAAAAGCUACUCCAAUCUAUGAUCAGCAAGUUAAAGAAUAAUUGUGUAAUUCCUUGUAAUAAAGUUAAUGAAAGC
Messenger RNA from Scatophagus argus, 1583 nucleotides. RefSeq names its product high choriolytic enzyme 1-like. Gene Ontology annotation, biological process: proteolysis. Gene Ontology annotation, molecular function: zinc ion binding; metalloendopeptidase activity. The record is from RefSeq and is a predicted model, not a curated record. NCBI's taxonomy places the organism in Eukaryota, Metazoa, Chordata, Actinopteri, Scatophagidae. The transcript has a single exon. Bases 648 to 1436 code for a protein of 262 amino acids.